AUGAAGCUUGCAUCCUCGGGCUUCGAGGCUGCAAUUGAUAUAGGCGUGGACAAGUUAAAAGUGUUCGGAGAUUCCACACUAAUCAUAAUGCAGACCGUAGGUGAAUGGAAGACCAAGGAAGCCAAGUUGCUCCCAUACCACAAGUAUUUAGAAGAUCUGGUGGAAAAGUUCGAGGAAGUUUCGUUCGAGUACUUGCCAAGGUCUCAUAAUCAAUUUGCAGACGCACUUGCAACGUUGUCUUCUAUGUUGCAAGUCACUGAUGGGUUAGAGGUUGAGCCUCUGAAAAUAGAGGUUUUGCCGAAGCCAAUUUAUUGCAUGGUAGUGACAGAGGAAUCGGAUGGAAAACCAUGGUACCAUGACAUCAUGACCUAUAUUCAAAAGCAAGAGUUCCCAGAAGGUAGCAAUCCAGCUGACCGAAAACAUCUCAUGAAACUUGCCUCCAAAUUCUUUAUUAGUGGGGAUACAUUGUACAAACGAUCCUUCGACUCUGUCCUACUUAGAUGUGUCAAUGCUAAGGAAGCCACUCAGUUGAUGGAAGAAAUACAUGAAGGAGUGUGUGGUCCUCACAUGAGCGGCCACAUGUUAGCAAAGAAGAUAAUGAGACUAGGCUAUUUCUGGCUGACCUUGGAGACGAUGCAUUCAACAUGUCCGGAGUUGUCACCGUUGUCAGAUUUAUGGAGACAAGAUAAAUGUUCCUCCAAAUGA
Molecule: messenger RNA, 705 nt
Organism: Eucalyptus grandis
Lineage: Eukaryota; Viridiplantae; Streptophyta; Magnoliopsida; Myrtales; Myrtaceae
Exons: 1
Coding region: 1-705 (234 amino acids)
Molecular function (GO): nucleic acid binding; RNA-DNA hybrid ribonuclease activity
Source: RefSeq, a predicted model, not a curated record